AUGGCCGACCAAGAGACCUACGCCGUUGAGUAUGUGAUAGCGGCCCAGGCACACGUCGUAGGCCGCAGACUGAAAUGGAAAUAUCGCGUCAAAUGGGAAGGAUACGACGCUGACCAAAACUCGUGGGAACCGGAGGGCAACAUCAAUUCUUCUGGAGACGACGACGACGUGCUCAAGCUCUUUUGGAAGAAGAUUGAUACGGACGGCCGCGACCGUGAGGACAUGAGCGCAUGGGAAGCGAAGGAGAUUGUUUGGCUGGACGAUAAUGUGGCGAUGGAGGAUCCGGAGUAUCCCAAGUUGCGGAAGAAUGCGCGCCCUGGACGUACUCCAAGGAAGCGAACGUUGUCGGCCAAGGGCGCCGCAUUGCGCCACGCUGAGCCUUCUUCACCCUCCGCCUCGCCUGGGCCCAGUACUUCGAAGCGUAAACGUGCAUCUGCAGAAGAUGCGGAAUACACGUCUUCGCCCGUAUCUCCUAAGCGACAGCGCCCACCAACACGGACCACGCGGUCCGAAAAGGCUGUAAAGCAGAUACUAGAUAUUGGUAGAACGUCCUCUCCCUCGGUUCCUGACUCUGAGGAAGAUAUACUGAUCAUUGGACACAAGGAGGCCAAGGACAAUGCGAUGGCCAUCGAUGAGCCUUCCAGCAGUCGAUCCACUCGACGACAGAAAGCGUCCACGAAACGCUUCGAAGAGCCGGAGCUGGUGGAGUCUGUCAAGAACUCCGGCACACUCGCGACCAAGGCGAGCGCUGUCAACGGCUCUGCGUCAAAGUCGAAGGCCAAACCUGCGAAAGCAAAGGCAAAAUCCAAGUCCAAGGUCGGCCCCGGACGCUCAGCGAAGGGCGUGGAUCCACUACUUCUUGAGAAUGUCGAUGACGCUCUCGAGGUCGCUGAUGAGAUUGGAGUGGGCAAGGACGCGACCGUGAAUAUCCCGGAUACUGCGACCACUGUCUCAACACCGCCGGAGCAGCCAUCGAAGGAGAAGAUCGUGGAGGAGCUGAAGGAGAUGGCGAAAGGCGUUUCAGGCGGUGAUGAGGAGCUGGCAGAGUAUGACGAGACCCAAGGCGGCAAGGACCCUAGCGUCGCUACCGACGCUGAUGUCGCCAUGACGCAAGCAACAGAAGUAUCCAACUCAGCAAGAACAGCUGUCCUUUUCCCUACGUCUACCCAGAAGGACGCAAAACCCGCGGCCAGCGGUAGCAUGUGGGGUAAUAUCAGCCGCACAAUGUUCACUUUUGGUAGCGCCAAUGGCAAGAGUCCGUUCGGCGGCCUGGCCUCAUCAUUCUCUGGGUUGUCCACCUCGGCAUCCACGGACUUCAUGCUCUCCGUCUCACCGUCCCUCCACAUACCUGCUUCGUUCAAGGAUAUCCGCGCAACGAGCUCGGUCUUCUCCGGUUUGGGCGCGCCCACAAUCUCUGGCAAGCUCUACGGGAGGGAGGCAACGGACCUCUUGCUUGGCACCCUGGAGCCCGCGGGAGCUUUCGCUCGUGUCAUUCUUGAUGCGAAGGCGAGCCCGCGUGAAGAAGCCGCAUUUGCCCAAUUAUACCAGCGUCUCGAGGGAGAUUCUAUGCUCGUUGCCGUUUACGGUGCCGACACGCUCGCAUUCUGUGCCGUCCAGAGCGCGUCUGUUUGUGGCAAGUUGAAGAUUCCAACCUCCCUCCGCGACUUUGCGAACACGAUCCUUGCCGCGCACGUCCGCGUUCAGAACGUAUCUGCCUACGCAGAUGCGGCAGUCAAGGCGGAGAAUGUUGCGUGGUGA
Peniophora sp. CBMAI 1063 is the source of this 1758-nucleotide messenger RNA. The record is from the annotation of a GenBank genome assembly. NCBI's taxonomy places the organism in Eukaryota, Fungi, Basidiomycota, Agaricomycetes, Russulales, Peniophoraceae.